GUGUCCAGCACCACCGCCGACCAUGUCUACACCCGGUCCUGAUCACCACAAAGUUACGCAAGAUCUACUGGAGUCGUGUGCCACUGGAGAUAUAGCUCGACUCCAGUCGGCACUGACGGAAGCUGCUUCCUGCGACCCACUCUCCAUACCACCCGCUACGCGUCUUCUUCAGGAUGCGGCCAGAUAUGGCCAGGCUGACCUGAUACGUUACAUGUUUGCCAAUCUCCCUGAGUUUCAAAAGGACAAGCCAUGGUGGCCAGUAAAACCCUCCGCCUACGAGGAAUCGCAAGAGAUUGUGACCAACGAAUACAAGAAGUGGGGUAUGAUUUCGGAUGGAGCGGUCACUGCAGCCCUUGAAGGGGCCAAUCCUGCGGCAGUUUUCGCGGUAUAUUUGGACUACGGAAUGAAAGUUGACUACUGGGUUGACCUUCUCGGCCCUUUGUUCUCAGUUGCGGUCGGCCCUUUGCUCUGGAGGGCAGUAGAAAGAUCGCUGGAGCUUGCCAAAUUGCUUUUGGACCAAGGUGCAGACCCGAACGUCCAAGACUACAAGGGUGAAUGGGCGAUUGCUCUGGCUGCGAGUAUGUCGACUCCGGAUAUGAUCUCGUUGCUGGUGGACAAUGGAGCUUCUAUUCAUGGGAAAAAGGUGCUUCGUAGGCCGGUGGUGGACCGGAAUAUGGCCAAUGUGGAUCGGCUUCUGGAACUAGGUGCUGACGUAAAUGAAGACAUCAAAGACAUGGAUUGGAGAAAACGUCCAGCCGUUGAGAUAUCCCCUGGAAAUGUCCUUCAUUGUGCUAUCCGAGAGAAACCAUUUAAAGAGACUCAUAUUUCCCUAGAAGAGAUGGUCGAGUAUCUACUUGAUCGCGGAGUUGAUAACCCCCUCCAGCUUGCCCGUGAGAAAGGAGAGGUCAAUUUGACACAACUUCUGGAGCAGAGGUCGCCAUAGAUGCGGCUCUAAUAGGAUCUCUACUUUUAAUAUAUUUUCAAGGACUAGACGAGAAAUCCCCACAAGCUAUAAACUUGGA
Talaromyces proteolyticus is the source of this 1022-nucleotide messenger RNA. RefSeq names its product ankyrin repeat-containing domain protein. The coding region runs from base 23 to 943 and encodes 306 amino acids. Lineage: Eukaryota; Fungi; Ascomycota; Eurotiomycetes; Eurotiales; Trichocomaceae. The transcript is spliced from 3 exons. Gene Ontology annotation, molecular function: protein binding. The record is from RefSeq and is a predicted model, not a curated record.